AUGGGGCCGGGUGACGGCGACAGUGGGGCUGGGUGACGCUGGCCCCGGCUGUUGGCCGGAGGAGCGGAAGUGCCGUGGGGUGGGUGAAGGCUCCGGCUCGGUCACCGUCACCGGCUGUCACCCACCGGCCCCUGCUGCCACCCGCUGCACCCAUGGGUGUCCUCUUGCUCCUGCUCCUGCUCCAGACCCCAGCAGCAGAGGCCCUGAUGGAGCCGGAGUUCUGCUACAUCCUCGAUGCCAUCCUCUUCCUCUACGGCAUCAUCCUCACCACCAUCUAUUGCCGCCUCAAGGGGCUCAGCAGUGAGGGCCAAGAGACGUACGAGACCCUCGAGAUCAGAGGCUCCUGACCCCAUCCUGCAGCCUCAGCCCCCC
Molecule: messenger RNA, 372 nt
Organism: Pezoporus occidentalis (night parrot)
Lineage: Eukaryota; Metazoa; Chordata; Aves; Psittaciformes; Psittacidae
Gene: FCER1G
Product: Fc epsilon receptor Ig
Exons: 3
Coding region: 153-347 (64 amino acids)
Biological process (GO): cell surface receptor signaling pathway
Cellular component (GO): Fc-epsilon receptor I complex
Molecular function (GO): IgE receptor activity
Source: RefSeq, a predicted model, not a curated record